Messenger RNA from Vanessa tameamea, 479 nucleotides. RefSeq names its product Haematopoietic stem/progenitor cell protein 300 (gene HSPC300). The record is from RefSeq and is a predicted model, not a curated record. Gene Ontology annotation, cellular component: SCAR complex. Bases 140 to 370 code for a protein of 76 amino acids. Gene Ontology annotation, biological process: regulation of actin polymerization or depolymerization; actin filament organization; cell motility. Gene Ontology annotation, molecular function: protein-containing complex binding. The transcript is spliced from 3 exons. Lineage: Eukaryota; Metazoa; Arthropoda; Insecta; Lepidoptera; Nymphalidae.
AGUUUUUGUGACAAACUGACAACUGACAAACUUGAAUGAAUGUAGAACAUAAUUCACAAUAUCCUAUUUGCAAUAGCAAUUAUUGUAACCCUUAGGCGUGAUUUGUGUAAUCAUAAAUACAUAUUAAUCCGUAGCAAAAAUGUCACAACCACCUCGAGAAACUAUACAAAAACAAAUCCAGCAAGAUUGGGCAAACAGAGAGUACAUUGAAGUAAUAACAGGAAGCAUAAAGAAAAUUACUGAUUUUCUUAAUUCUUUUGAUAUGUCCUGCAGAUCUCGCUUGGCUGCAUUACAUGAAAAACUAGUUUCAUUAGAGAGAAAAAUUGACUAUUUGGAAGCUUGUGUCACCAAAGGAGAGACGCUCACAUAAGCAAAGAAAUAUUUUUUUUGUCUGAAAACUUCAAAGCAUUUAUUUAUGUAUAUUUAAAUCUCAAAUGCAUUCUUUACAUAUCAAUACCUUAAUUUAUGUAUGAUUAAUG